CGCGACGUGCGCUGGUGGUCAAGGCAGGUGUGGUCGUGUAAGAUGAUGCUCCGAGUCGGCAAGCUCGAGUCUCGAGAUCGUCGAUCAUUCAUUGAAGCGCUUGUUUGUACAACUUUCUCUCGACCUCUCAUAUCCCUUUCAUCGAAUUUCGUUAAGGUGAGUAACUCUACCUUUUACGCUUUCAAGAUCACCCAAUUGAAGCUAUAUGAUCUGUCUAUUCAAGUCCAAUCGCAGAUGGUCCGUCAGUUCAAAUACCACGAACAAAAACUUCUCAAGAAGGUCGACUUCCUCAAUUGGAAGCAAGAUGCAAACCUUCGCGAGAUCAAACUGAUGCGACGUUAUCAUAUACAAGACAGAGAUGACUACCACAAGUAUAACAAGCUCUGCGGGUCCUUGCGUUCCUUUUCCCAUAGAAUAUCUCUGCUUCCACCACAAGAUCCUUCCCGCUCAAGAAUGGAGGCUCAGCUGCUCGCAAAGCUAUAUGACAUGGGAGUUCUGAAUACCUCGGCGAAACUAAGCGACAUCGAGAAUAAACUCACGGUCGCCGCGUUCUGCAGGAGGCGUCUAGCUGUGAUCAUGUGUAUGUCGAAGAUGGCAGAGACAGUCAGCGCUGCAGUGAAAUUCAUUGAACAGGGUCAUGUCAGAGUAGGCCCUGAUACCAUCACGGAUCCAGCAUUUUUGGUGACAAGGCACAUGGAAGACUUCGUGACCUGGGUAGAUACGUCCAAGAUGAAGAGGACUAUCAUGCGGUAUAACGAUGAGCUCGACGACUUCGAUUUGCUAUGAGUUUAGCGCUUGUUGCUGUUCAUUCAGCAAUCAGGCAGAUUUUGCAUCUCACACCAAGCGUGUCUGUCCAUGCAGGGCCGACUCUGUUUCAGAUCUACGGCAAAAUCUUGCAAUUCGUGACGACGAAGGGACAUGCCGUUGCGAUCCCUCUGUCACUCUGGCGGGGGUGAUCUUGUCUUGCAUUCUCGCUUUUGAUUGAGUGGGAAUCUCCAAUGUACCUUGGUCUAGGGCAGAGUUGAUCGGGCCAACAGGUCGUGAAGACUACAUGGUUAGCUAUUUUGGCAUUGUUGUAUAAUAGUACAUUGCAAGGCAUUAACCGAAUCUUACUACAAGAGUACUUCUGCUAAUUAAGAGACGUAAUGGUAACAACGCGAAGAAUUCAUUUCCUGACCAAAGAAUGAGAGAACGGGGAGAAAAAGAAAAUGCCCUUGUAUGUUGAAUGCUGUCUACCAGUUCUAAAAGUUCGAUGCUAGACAGGGCCUGCUGUCUAUGGACUCGCCAUGUGAGAGUCGCCUCCCGAUCUGCGUGCCGAUCGCAUCGACUCCUCAACGUCAAAACCCUCUCUGCUGCUAUCUCCUUCAUCCGUAUACGUCGAGUAUAUGCUCGCUGCAUCUGAGGACGCAGAGGAAUGUGUAGGUCGAAU
Somion occarium is the source of this 1429-nucleotide messenger RNA. Lineage: Eukaryota; Fungi; Basidiomycota; Agaricomycetes; Polyporales; Cerrenaceae. The record is from the annotation of a GenBank genome assembly.